UUAAUAUCCUCUAAUUAUUUGCAAUCUCAACAUCAAUCUAAAGCUAUUCUUACUUGAAUUUCUGAAAUCAUGGAGCUAUACACAGAUGGAACUCCAGCAGCGAUUAAAAAUGCCCCUGUAAGGGAUAAAUAAUCAAGCUCACCCCCUCAUUCUCACCCUAGAAACUAACUAACAAUUGCAACAGGGACUUCAUUUAAUCACCGAAAACACCCCAAAUGGAAAGAAAGUCCAAAUAAUGCUUGAGGAACUCAAAGAUGUUUAUAACAUUCAAUGGACAACUAGUCUUAUUGAUCUCGAAACGGAUGAGCAAAAGAAAGAUUGGUUUUUACGUCUUAAUCCUAAUGGUAUGGUGAUUACCGAUUUCGUCUUUGAUUUUGUGAUCGUUGGAUGUGUUUUGUUGUUAAUAGAGAUGAGUUGUAGGACGCAUUCCGGUACUGAUAGAUAAUACCUGUUCGCCGAGUUUUCCGGUUAUGGAAUCUUCUGCUGAGCUUUUGUAUCUGGUGGAUUUGUUUGAUGGGGAUAAUGUUUUUGGUUUUGAGGAUAAGUAUGAGGUUUGUCACGGGUUCCAUUCAGUACCUCUUUCACAUUCAUUAUACUUAUUUAUACACUUUACCUCCAUGUUUCUUAUUCGGAUUUGUCUUUUGUGACGGCCAAUAACUGAUUCCUGACCUUAACGUAGCAAAGCGAGGCAAUCCAAUGGUUAUUCUUCUGGCAAGCAUCCGGCCAACCCAACCAAGGCCAAAACAACCAUUUCAGCAAAUCCGCACCAGAAAAGAUUCCCUGUUCGUAAACCUCUACCCAUUCCCUCUCCCCGCAUCCCAGCAUCACCAAAAAAAUACAACCCCAUACCCUCGUUCUUUCUUCAAAAACACCCAACCUAACACCACCAACCCAGACGCCAUAACGCGCUUCAAAACCGAAACCCUCCGCGCCUACCAAGUCCUCGAGCAGCAUCUCUCUGGAAACUAUAAAAACAUACCACGUGAUUUUCUCGCCGGAAAAGGAAAAGGUAAAUAUAGUUUUGCAGAUAUAGGGACUUGGACUUGGGUGAGAGCAUGGAGGUAUGCAGGAUUUAUAGAGGUGGAAAUGGAGGCGUUUCCUUGUUUGUUGGGGUGGAUUGAACGGAUUGCAGAACGGGAGGCGGUGAAGAGGGGGAUUUCGGGGUUUUAUGAUAGUGAGGAGAAUUUGGGGUUGAGGGUUGCGGCAAAUGUGUAGAGUCUGUUGGAUUAUGUGAUGAAGCGAAUUAGGGGUAUGCUUUAUUUUAUGAUUAUUAGAAUGUGACGAUUUAGUUUUACUUGGUCCAAUGGGCAUGGGGUGCAUGGCUUGUAUCUAGGCUGCGCAAUGGGGCCCCGCGAAGUGGAUUAUUGCCUUUGGAGGGUAAUCUGCGAAUGAUUCAUUUGUGGGUUAAGUAAUUGAAAAAUCUAAAUGGGUAAAUUGUAAAUAAUUCGUAGAUUAU
This is a messenger RNA of Sclerotinia trifoliorum, 1456 nucleotides long. The record is from the annotation of a GenBank genome assembly. NCBI's taxonomy places the organism in Eukaryota, Fungi, Ascomycota, Leotiomycetes, Helotiales, Sclerotiniaceae.